AUGGGUUAUGGGAUGGAGGUGGGGGUCCCCUGUGGCUACUCCCUGGGAGCUGGGGUUAUAGAGGAAGAUGUAGCUUUGGUCAUUUCUGGGCAUUGGUGUGCCCCGAGCAAGUGCACGUCCUUCACCAUCAGCAGCUCCCCGAGGAUCUUGUUGAACCUCUCCCACCUGGUCCCCGCGGUAACCAACAAGGAGGGGGCCAGCACCCGGCUGCUUCUGUGUGAGCCCAUGGAUGUGCUGGUGAUGGUGAAGUUCCCCAGCUCUGACAUCAGCAAGGAGGACAAGGUUUCGGUCUCGUACUAUCAGCCAGAUGUGAAGGUCCCGGUGGCCACCGCUGAGCUCUUCCUCACUGGCAUCGAGGUCUCCCUGGACGUGGACAUUUACCGCAGCGGGCAAGUGCAGGUGGCGAGUGACAAAUGGGCUAAGAAAAACUGGGCCUGGGGCCCCAGUGGCUGGGGAGCCAUCCUGCUGGUGAACUGCACCCCGGAUGGCAAGGCCCAGGACGGAGACAAGACCAAGGUGUUCUUGCCUGAGGAAAUAAACAAUCUGUCCCCGAUGAUGCUAAGCGUCCAGGGGCCCACCUGCUUCUUAAAGACUUGCCGGCUGGUUCUCUACACCUCCAAGGAAGAGGCCAAGAAGGCGAGAGUCUAUCGGCCCCAAGACCACUCGGACACCUUCACCUUCGACUUGGUGCUGGGGCCUGGCUGCCACACCUACACCUUUCCCCCCCUGGAGAGCUCCCUGAAGGAGACCUUCUACGUGGAAGCCACGGAGUUCCCAUCCGCCAGCUUCUCCGGCCUGAUUUCCUACUCGGUCGCCCUGGUGGAAGAGUCUGAAAACACGUUAAUUCCAGAGACCCUGAUGCACAAGGACAUGGUCGUGUUCAGGGUGGCUCCUUGCAUCUUCACCCCGAGCACCCAGAUGCCUCUAGAGAUCUACCUGUGCAGAGAGCUGCAGGUGCAAGGUUUUGUGAAGACGGUGACCGAGCUCAGCGAGAAGAGUAAGAGCCAGGUGGCGUCUGUCUACGAGGACCCCAACCGCCUGGGCAGGUGGCUCCAGGACGAGAUGGCCUUCUGCUACACCCAGGCGCCCUACAAGACCAUCUCCUUGGUCCUCGACACCCCCCGGGUCUCCAACCUCGAAGAAUUCCCCAUGAAAUACUCCCUGAGCCCGGGGAUUGGCUACGUGACCCGACCCACCGAGGACGGUAAGGUGAUCACUAUGGAUUCCAUUGGGAACCUGAUGGUGUCCCCACCCGUCGAGGUCAAAGGGAAAGAGUACCCUCUCGGCAGGAUCCUCAUUGGCGGCAGCUUUUACCCCAGCAAGGAGGCCCGGGACAUGAGAAAGGACCUCCGGGACUUCCUCUACGCCCAGCAAGUCCAGGCCCCGGUGGAGCUCUACUCAGACUGGCUGAUGAUCGGCCACAUGGACCAGUUCAUGUGCUUCGUCCCCACGCAGGUCAAGGGUGAGGGCGACAAGGGCUUCCGGCUGCUCCUGGCCAGCCCCCGCUCCUGCUACCAACUCUUCCAGGAGAAACAGGAGGAGGGCUAUGGGGACAUGGCCCUGUUCGAGGAAGUGCGGGAGGACCAGCUCCUUUCUAACGGGAGGGAGGCCACUACCAUCAAUCAGCUUCUGGAUGAUGACGACAUGAGGAAGCAGAACGACUAUGUGGAGAAGUGCAUUAACCUGAACCGAGACAUCCUGAAGCGGGAGCUGGGCCUGCUGGAGAGGGACAUCAUCCACAUCCCACAGCUCUUCUGCUUGGAGCAGCUGAGCAACGUGCCCGCCACAGAGCAGACGGAGAAACUCUACGCCAGGCCCUACUUCCCCAACCUGCUGCAGAUGAUUGUGAUGGGCAAGCACCUGGGCAUCCCCAAGCCUUUUGGGCCCCAGAUCAAGGGCACCUGCUGCCUGGAAAAGAGGAUCUGCCAGUUGCUGGAGCCUCUGGGCUUCAAAUGCACCUUCAUCAACGACUUUGACUGCUACAUGACCGAGAUCGGAGACUUCUGUGCCUGCGCCAACGUCCGCCGCGUGCCCUUUGCCUAUAAAUGGUGGAAAAUGAUGCCUUAG
Molecule: messenger RNA, 2067 nt
Organism: Myotis lucifugus (little brown bat)
Lineage: Eukaryota; Metazoa; Chordata; Mammalia; Chiroptera; Vespertilionidae
Gene: PADI6
Product: peptidyl arginine deiminase 6
Exons: 17
Coding region: 1-2067 (688 amino acids)
Cellular component (GO): cytoplasm
Molecular function (GO): calcium ion binding; protein-arginine deiminase activity
Source: RefSeq, a predicted model, not a curated record